AUGCGGGCGAAGUUCUUCUUAUUGCUUUCUAUUUUUCAUGUCUACAUAAUCGUAUUCGUAGUUCCCGCUAAAUUUCAGGUGACACAUCUGUUUGUUAAAACUAUUUGAAAACUCCAAAUUGUUUUCCAUCUAUGAAGAUGAUUCUGAUAAUAUGAUUUUUGUUGAAAGAUUAAUUUCAAAACGAAUGUCGAAAUUUUUCAAUGGGUUUAACUUUCAAAAAGUUCCGGAACUGUAGUUAACCUUGCCGUGAAAGAAGUGGAUUGUAGAACGUCCUGCAAAAAAACAUCACGCUGAGCCAAAGAUGCUACACCAACAAGCACCUGAAAAUUGCCCCGGAAGGGAAGGAUUCGCGGGGAGUCAGUUCCAGUAUCCUUUGCGACUAUCUCUGCCAACCUUAUCACGAAGUUUUUUUUUUCUCAAUUUCGAUUUAUCUGAAGAUAUUUUUUUGGUUUACCUCCAAAGUCACUAAAAGAAAUUUUUCCCUCAUUUUUUACUUUUUUGUCAUAUAUGGAUAUCUCUGAAAUUAUCUGACCUUUUUUUAUUAAAUUAAUCUAAUAUUUCAAAAAGUAUGAACAUAAAAUUGAGAUAAACGCUAUUAUUUAUUUUUCCUCAAAAAAAUCAUUUAAAAAUCAUUUUCCAGGUUUUUCGGAAAGUUUGGUGAUCCUGUGUGUUUAUCGGAGAGGUUUUUGAUUAUGGCCUGAAAAAGUGAAAGAGAUUUUGUAGAUGUGUAUGUCAACUGAAGAGUGAGUAUCCUAUCGGAAUGACGCCUUCGACGAACACGUCUCGACCCACACCGAAAACGGAACCGACAACCAAAUCCGUGAGCAGGCCGAAGCAGCCGGUUUCUCACGGCUAUUCGUCCAUCUCGACCAAUUUGCGUCCGAAAGGCAGUUCCGGCGCUGUUCCCACGUCCCCAGCUAGAAUCAUUUGA
This is a messenger RNA of Caenorhabditis auriculariae, 931 nucleotides long. NCBI's taxonomy places the organism in Eukaryota, Metazoa, Nematoda, Chromadorea, Rhabditida, Rhabditidae. The record is from the annotation of a GenBank genome assembly.